AUGACCAGCAACACUCCAGUUGAGAAGUCCGUGAUGGACUUGAUCGACCUGUUCCACAAAUACACCAAACCUGAUGACAAGAUUGACAAGCCGGGCGUGCUGAAGAUGCUGAAGGAGAAUUUCCCCAACUUCCUCAAGGCCUGUGAUAAAAGGGGCAAAGAUUUCUUGGCCCACAUCUUUGAGGACCACGACAAGAAUAAGGAUAAGAAGAUCGAUUUUUCCGAGUUCCUGUCGAUGUUGGGAGUCAUAGCCACGGACUACCACAAUCAUAGCCACGGAGCCCCUCUUUGUUCUGGGGAUGAUCAGUGA
Pipistrellus nathusii (Nathusius's pipistrelle) is the source of this 309-nucleotide messenger RNA. NCBI's taxonomy places the organism in Eukaryota, Metazoa, Chordata, Mammalia, Chiroptera, Vespertilionidae. The record is from the annotation of a GenBank genome assembly.